UUCAUGGUUACUGAACCCUCUAAAUAUUGUGUUGUUUUAUGGCCCACCAUUUUUUGCUUGCUGGCUCAACUUGAUUAUGAGUUUUUGGGUGACUAAGUGCCAGUAAUUUGAAUAAUGGUUAAUGCCCAGUUGGAUUUUUUUUUUGCUUUUCCCUUUCAUUGCUGAGAAAAAUGGCGGUAGCAUGAUUUGAUUUUUGGGACUAUAUAGUAGGAAUAGGACUCCAGGGUUGUCCACAUGAAAGUGACAAUUUGAUUUUCAGGGAAAAAAGUUGAAAUGAGAUUUGUUGAAUUUUCCAUGAUAUCAUGCUAGACUGUUAUUGUAUAAAAAAAUUGGGAGGUGGGAAGAGGACCAUUUAGUUUAUUCCUUUAUUGCAAGUUGAGGUUGUGGAUGUGUGUUAACGAUAUGUCCAUGCUUUUUUUUUUUUUUUCCGUGUCUUUUCUAUUUGGUCUGUAACGUGAAUCUUCCUUGUGUUUGGCAUCAGAAAACCAGCCCACCAAUGGAGCUUUUUGCCUCCUCCCUGCUUUUUAUUUUCAUAAACUUUUAAUGACUCUAAUAUAAUCCUCUUAUUUAAAUACUAUUCUAAACCUCUUAUUUAAAUACUAAUCUCCUAGGACAGUGACAAUCUGUUGCCUGGACUUGUACUUUGAAAAACUGCUAUAUAUUUGUUGAUAGAACCACCAUUCUGAACCUUUGAUCUUAAGACAAAUGAAGGCCAGAAGAGGAAAGCGUUCUGAGGCCUUUUGGCCUUCCAUUGUUAUGAAGAAAUGGUUGAACAUAAAGCCCAAGGUUUAUGAUUUUAGUGAAGAUGAGUAUACUGAAACUGAGAGUGAAGAUGAUGCUUGCUCUCUUAAAGAUGAAAGAGUUAAUGCGUGCGAGGAUAUUGCUCAUAGGGCACAAGGGAACCAAUCUUCGUUCCGGAACCAAAUUUCAGAUGCACCUUCAAAGGCCUACUCAGUGAGACACAGGCGAGGAAAAUCUGAAACUCUGCGUGUUCAGUACAUAAAUACUAAGGAAGUGAGAGUGACAAUAGGCACUUGGAAUGUUGCUGGAAGACUUCCAUAUGAAGAUCUUGAGAUUGAUGACUGGCUUUGUACAGAAGAACCAGCAGAUAUGUAUAUUAUUGGUUUCCAAGAGGUUGUACCUCUGAAUGCUGGAAACGUACUAGGAGCAGAAAGUAGCAGGCCAAUUCCAAAAUGGGAGUCAAUCAUUAGAAGAACUCUGAACAAAUCUUUACAACCUGAAAGCAAACACAAAUGUUACAGUGCCCCACCCUCUCCAGUACUGAGGACUUCCUCUGUUGCUGAUGAACUUGCAGACGAGGUUGAUGCUCUGCCAUUGGAGAUGGUGAAUAAUGAAUAUGCAGAAACUGCUGCUGCUUGUGACUUUGAAAGGCAUGAGUUGAGUAAAGUAAUUGACAUUGGAAGAAGUUUACAUUUCAAGAGAAUAUAUGGAAUUGACUGUGACAGUAGAUUAGACUGGCCUGAAUAUUCAUUAGAUGUAACCCCACAAGUUAUCUCUUCCAAUUCCAAGCUGCGGAGAGUAUGGAGCAGUUCUGCAAGGAUGGGCUUUAGUUGGGCAGAGAAUCCUUUAAUGUUUAGUCCUCAAAAUUUUGCAGUAAAUGGCAAUGGACUGAGAAGAUCUCACCAUAGUUCUGGGAACUUAUGCUCAAUGUGGGUAGAACAGCAAGAGAGGCCUGAAGUUCCCGAAGUUCAUGAAGUUCUUGAUUCUCUCUCUGAUGCAUCUGAUAAGUCAUCUGAAGAGGAAGAUGACAUUUUCUCGAAAGUACCAGGGGAAAAAAAUAACAACGGAUUUAUCAUGGAUAAUGGGAAGCCACGUCCCAAGUAUGUACGCAUUGUUAGCAAGCAAAUGGUUGGGAUAUAUAUAUCAGUUUGGGUGCGAAAGAGGUUGCGGAGACACAUAAACAAUUUGAAGGUCUCUCCUGUUGGAGUUGGUCUUAUGGGUUACAUGGGAAACAAGGGAUCUGUUUCUGUUAGCAUGACUCUUUUCCAGUCAAGACUCUGCUUCGUUUGUUCUCAUCUGACCUCAGGUCAGAAAGAUGGGGCUGAACAAAGGCGUAAUGCUGAUGUCUAUGAAAUUAUACGACGCACUCAAUUCUCAUCUGUCUUUGACACGAAUCAACCGCAGAAUAUCCCAUCUCAUGAUCAGAUAUUCUGGUUUGGGGAUUUGAAUUAUCGUCUCAAUAUGUCAGACACAGAGAUAAGGAAACUUGUUGGUCUGAAGCAAUGGGAUGAACUUAUCAACAGUGAUCAGCUAAGCAAAGAACUCCGCAGUGGGCAUGUAUUUGAUGGAUGGAAAGAGGGAGUGGUAAACUUUCCUCCCACUUACAAAUAUGAGAUAAACUCUGACAGAUAUGUUGGAGAGAACCCAAAAGAAGGGGAGAAGAGAAGAUCUCCAGCAUGGUGUGAUAGAAUACUUUGGCUAGGAAAAGGUAUAAAACAACUUUCUUACAAGAGGGCAGAAUUAAGCCUCUCAGAUCAUCGACCAGUCAGUUCAAUGUUUUUGGUUGAGGUUGAAGUUCUAGAUCAUCGAAAGCUUCAAAAGGCACUCAAUGUCAACAGUGCAGCAGUACAUCCUGUGAUUUUCCUAGUUGAAGAUGAGGUUUAACAGAUACAAGGGCAUUGCAGAUCACUUAAAAAGUACUGUUAAUCUUAUUUGACCAAUAAGCCUUGACAUGCUCUCCUGGAACACCAAUAAUAGGAGGCCAGUGUUUAAGACACAUUUUAGAUAAAAGCAGGAAUAGAAAAUCAUUUGUAAAAUCUUGAGCAAUGGUACAUUUUCUUUUUUUCUAAUUUUACUGCAAUUGUAGCUGAUAGAGCAGUGUGUGGGUUUUUCUUUUUUUUUUUUUUUUUUUCCUGUUACCAGUGGAUGUACAGUGCUUAAAUGGUGGAUUUUCUUUUUCUAGAGAACCUCAAAACAAUUAUGUUCUCAGUUUGGCUCAUUGGUCUUGCAUAUUAGACUGUUACUGCUUAGGUUAUUUUGAAAUCAGUAGACAUAAAAACUUGUUUAAUUGAUCAACAAAUGAUACAUGUUAUCUGCA
Messenger RNA from Hevea brasiliensis (rubber tree), 3058 nucleotides. RefSeq names its product type I inositol polyphosphate 5-phosphatase 2. The record is from RefSeq and is a predicted model, not a curated record. Gene Ontology annotation, biological process: phosphatidylinositol dephosphorylation. Gene Ontology annotation, molecular function: inositol-polyphosphate 5-phosphatase activity; phosphatidylinositol-4,5-bisphosphate 5-phosphatase activity; phosphatidylinositol-3,4,5-trisphosphate 5-phosphatase activity. Bases 706 to 2625 code for a protein of 639 amino acids. NCBI's taxonomy places the organism in Eukaryota, Viridiplantae, Streptophyta, Magnoliopsida, Malpighiales, Euphorbiaceae. The transcript has 11 exons.